Messenger RNA from Phanerochaete carnosa HHB-10118-sp, 333 nucleotides. RefSeq lists its product as uncharacterized. The record is from RefSeq and is a predicted model, not a curated record. NCBI's taxonomy places the organism in Eukaryota, Fungi, Basidiomycota, Agaricomycetes, Polyporales, Phanerochaetaceae. The coding region runs from base 1 to 333 and encodes 110 amino acids. The transcript has 4 exons.
AUGUCCUUCCUCUUAGGCCCUAUCUCCGGUGCUGUAAUUGCGGGAGGGGUUUAUUAUGGGUUCUCUACUAUGAUACAGACGAGAACGGAGGCACACAUUCAUGAUUUACACGUUCUGUCUACGCGCCUGGCAGAGCCUGCCGCCCCGACAAACGCUCCCCCAUCAGCGUUCGAUCGCAUCCAGCACCGCCCAUUCAGGCUGCUUUUACAGAACGGCUGGAACAACCAAGUCGAGUCAUUGUUCCGCGACGCCCAAGGCUUCAGCACGCGGACCAUCGAGUGGAGCAGGCGGAAGUUGUAUGGCGAAGAGAACACUCCUCGCAAGUCGAUGUAG